AUGUUCUACCAAGGCCUUGGCGUCUACGAAGGCUUCGGUGGUGUCGUCCUAGCCCAGGAGGAGGGAAAGCGUCUUGCCGAUGCACUGGGGGAGAAGAACAAGAACUUGAUUCUCCAGAACCAUGGUCUCCUCACCGCAGGCUACACCGUAGACGAAGCAGCGGCUUCCUUCAUCGCACUCGAGCGGGCAUGCGAAGCGCAGCUUCUAGCCGAAUCCGCUGCUGCCAAUGGCAUCCCCAAGAAGCUGGUUGGUGAUGAGGAGGCGCUCUACUCGUACAAAGUGUCGGGGUACCCAGCUUGCAUGCAUACUCAGUUUGUUCCCGAGUUCGACCUGGAGGUGGAGCUGUCGGGUGGGAAGCUGCUGGAGUAA
This is a messenger RNA of Saxophila tyrrhenica, 369 nucleotides long. RefSeq lists its product as uncharacterized. NCBI's taxonomy places the organism in Eukaryota, Fungi, Ascomycota, Dothideomycetes, Mycosphaerellales, Extremaceae. The transcript is spliced from 2 exons. The record is from RefSeq and is a predicted model, not a curated record. Gene Ontology annotation, molecular function: actin filament binding. Gene Ontology annotation, cellular component: cytoskeleton. The coding region runs from base 1 to 369 and encodes 122 amino acids.